Molecule: messenger RNA, 1489 nt
Organism: Anguilla anguilla (European eel)
Lineage: Eukaryota; Metazoa; Chordata; Actinopteri; Anguilliformes; Anguillidae
Product: hydroxylysine kinase-like
Molecular function (GO): amino acid kinase activity
Source: RefSeq, a predicted model, not a curated record
UAUCUUAAUCUCCAUUGGGUUUAUUCCAUUCUGCUCAGGUCACCCCGGACUGCUGCUGCCUGCACUUUCUUUUCCCACUGGAUCGGCUAAUAAUUCACGACGGAUCACGCGGGAAUCAUAAGACACUAACUGAAAUAUAUAACACCAUAAAACGGCCACAACCACAACCAAUUUAGUUAUUAAACUAACUUUUCUUUUGGAUUAGCCAACAAGCUAACUACUCGCCGAUUUUCUGUAUCUGCUGACAUGUCAAUGAAGGAAGCUAAGCCGAGGCUGACUGAGUCCCAGGCCUCAGAGCUGAUCAGCCGUCUCUUUGGGUUGACUGUCACAAAGAUCCACCCCCUGCCUAGCUACGACGACCAGAACUUCCACGUGGUGGUCAGUGAGGAAGGCCAGUAUGUGCUGAAGAUCAUGAACGCUGUGCUGAGCCAAAACCAGGAUCUGUAUGAGCUGCAGACCCAUGCCAUGGCCUUCCUGCACCAGCAUGGUCUGCCUGCUCAGACCGCCCUGCCCACCCUGACCGGAUCCCUGAUGAGUCUGGAGAAUAUUGACUGUGGAUUUGGCAGUCAGAAGUACUUGGUGCGAUUAUUGACCUACUUGCCUGGCACCACCAUCUCUAAGAUCCCCUGCUCCCCACAGAUGCUCUACCAGGUUGGAAGGAUGGCAGCUACAAUGGACACAAUACUGCAGAAGAUGGAGCAUCCAAAACUGUCGGCCCUGCAGCAGGAGAACUUCGUGUGGAACCUGGGUAAUGUGCAUCUGCUGGAGCCCUACCUGCCAACAGUGGAGGGAGAAAAUGUGAAGCAAAUUGUGAAGGAUGUGAUAAAGAUGUUCAAGACAGAAGUCCUGGUGAAUAUUAACUCCUUCCGCAAGUGUAUAAACCAUGGAGAUUUCAAUGAUCUCAAUAUACUAGUGGAGCCAGAAGGUCUGACUGGCCACAGAAUCUCUGGGAUCCUGGACUUCGGGGACAUGAGCAGUGGCUACUACGUCUUUGAGCUGGCCAUCGCUAUCAUGUACAUGAUGAUCGAGAGCCAAACUCCACUGGAAAUGGGGGGGGCGAUGUUAGCGGGCUGGGAGAGCGUCUUCCCGCUGAACAGGGCUGAGCGGGACGCCCUCUACGUGCUCGUAUUGGCCCGGUUCUGCCAGUCUCUGGUACUGGCCCAGCAUUCCGUCACUCUGUACCCCGAAGAUGAGGAUUACCUGAUGAUCACUUCGCGCAAGGGGAAGGGUCAUCUACUCAGGCUCUGGAAGAUGGGCAAGGAGGCGGUGCUCACUAAGUGGUUUGAAGAUGCCAGAGAGUACACAGAUAAGAAGUGAUGGCAUCUCAUGUGCUUAUGUGUUAGCUUCAGUAUUCAUCUGGUAUCUGUCUAUAUCCAUGCAUGUAAAAGAGGAUUUUCUUUAAGACAGAAAUACUGACCUCACCUGUCUUAUAUAAGGGUCAGAGGAUUUACAGGAAGUUCUGUAUUGCAUUGCUUAUUUGUGAUGGUUG